GAUCCGAGAUGUUCUCUCAGUUUUGGAUUGGCAUAUGUGACUGAUACCAAGGCCAAUAUAAGGCAUCUAGACGAUGUGCAGAACGUGACUUGUUCCGUUCCGGCAGAUAGCUGUGCUAGAGUAUCAAACCAGAAUCUUUCGUCUAUAUUUUUCUGCAACUACGAAUCUACUGCGAUCAGCACCAAAUGUGGAACUUUGAUAGAGCCCGCCAAAAGCAUUCAGAGCGCAUGCAGGCUCCGCGACUUCUACGAUUACGGAUAUCUUGAACAGACCCUAACACAAGGCACUGUCGAGUAUAAGUAUACGAUAGCUCUGGGUGGCGAAUUCCCCAACUCGGCCUAG
Molecule: messenger RNA, 342 nt
Organism: Aspergillus homomorphus CBS 101889
Lineage: Eukaryota; Fungi; Ascomycota; Eurotiomycetes; Eurotiales; Aspergillaceae
Exons: 2
Source: RefSeq, a predicted model, not a curated record